CCGCUGCAGCAUCUCGGAGCGCAGAGCGCGUCUCCUGCACACAACGUGCCCAGAAAAUGUUUCUUCUCUAUAUCGGCAUGCGUCAGGGAGGAGGUGUAGCUCCAAGACUUUGUGUGGCGGCGGCAGUCACAAGGUUUGGGACUGCUGCCCGCCGCAAAAAAAAUGCAGGAGACACCGUGGAAGCACGUGUAGUGGGUGGUCCUCAGCACACGGCUUUCACGUGGCUCUAGCGAGCGGAGAGCCCGAGCGGAGCCGCCACAGCGUCAGUCCGGUGCGGCAGCAGCAGGAGACAACAUCAGCAUGGCUGUGGAGAUGGAGCCCUCGGAUGUGAUCCGCCUGAUAAUGCAGUAUCUUAAGGAGAACAACCUCUACCGAACACUGACCACCUUACAGGAGGAAACCACCGUCUCACUCAACACGGUGGAAAGUAUCGACAGUUUCAUUGCAGAUAUAAAAAGUGGCCACUGGGACUGUGUCCUGCUGGCUAUCGAGUCCCUCAAGUUGCCCGACAACACACUUAUUGACCUUUAUGAGCAGGUUGUAAUGGAGCUCAUUGAAAUGAGAGAGGUGGGUGCAGCUCGCUCACUCCUCAGACAAACUGACCCGAUGAUCAUGUUGAAGCAGACUCAGCCGGAGAGGUACAUCCACCUGGAGAACCUGCUAACAUGCUCCUACUUUGACCCCCGUGAGGCGUACCCGAAAGGCAGCAGCAAGGAGAAGCGACGCAGGGCAAUAGCUGAGGCACUGGUGAGGGAAGUCAGUGUGGUGCCUCCUUCUCGCCUCAUGGGGCUCCUGGAACAAGUUGGCUCUAUGAGACUACAGCAGUACCCGGGUCACCUCUCGCCGGACAUGCCCAUCGACACAUCUGGCAACAAGGAGAGACAUGUGGAGAAAGAGAGCUUCCCAACCCAGCUGUACCGCCACAUCAAGUUUGGGCGACGGUCACAUGUAGAGUGUGCCCGUUUCUCCCCUGAUGGAAAGUACCUAAUCACCGGAUCAGUGGAUGGGUUCAUCGAGGUCUGGAACUUCUACACUGGAAAAAUUAGUAAAGAUUUAAAGUACCAGGCCCAAGAUAGCUUCAUGAUGAUGGAUGAUGCUGUGCUGUGUAUGUGCUUCAGUCAGGACACUGAUCUACUAGCAACUGGAGCUCAGAAUGGCAAAAUAAAGGUGUGGAAGAUCCAGAGUGGCUUGUGCCUGCGCAGGUUUGAGCACGCUCACAGCAAAGGUGUGACCUGUCUGAGCUUCUCCAAGGACAACAACCAGAUCCUCAGUGCAUCCUUUGACCAGACCAUCAGAAUCCACGAACUGAGGUCAGGCAAGACACUAAAGGAGUUAAAUGGCCAUUCAUCGUUUGUAAAUGAUGUAUCUUUCACUCAAGAUGGAUUUCACAUCAUCAGUGCCUCAUCUGAUGGCACUGUCAAGAUUUGGAACACAAAGACUUGCGAAUGCAUCCACACGUUCAAAUCACUGUCCCGGACAUCAGAGAUCCCUGUCAACAAUGUGAUCCCUCUACCACAAAACCCAGAGCACUUUGUGGUUUGUAACCACUCCAACAAAGUGGUCAUCAUGAGCAUGCGUGGUCAGACUGUGAAGACCUUCAGUUCAGAUAGAAAGGAAGGAACAGACUUUGUGUGUUGCACCCUGUCACCCCAUGGGGAGUGGAUUUAUUGUGUGGGAGAGGACUUAGUGCUGUACUGCUUCAACUACACGACGGGAAGGCUGGAGAAAACGCUGACCGUCCACGAGAAAGACGUCAUUGGAAUCGCUCACCAUCCACAUGAGAAUCUGAUAGCCACAUACAGCGAGGACGGCCUCCUACGGCUAUGGAAACCUUAAACUGUCACCUGCACCGUCAUAUGGAGGACCUAAAGAGCCAUACACACGGUUUUAAAGCAAUUCAUUUAUUUCUGUUAAAUCGUACAAAAGAUCCAUUAACGAAACAGCUUACAAAUGAAUAUAUUAAUCCAUCAGUAAAUUACUAACCAGUUCACUGAUGGAGAAAACAAUCUCACCUUAAGGUCCAUUUAGUAGCUGUUUGGAGCCUUUGAUCAUAUCACAUGAUCCUCAUCACCAGAUGGAUUUGUAAAGUUAGCAUGGAAUUGUAGAUGUUAAAAUUUUCAGUUUUUUUUCUCAUGUCAACUGGGAAAACUCCAUCUGCAGACAGAUGUGAUUUGGCUAAACUUGGGGUGAGAUUGUUUCCUCAGCUGCCGUUUCCACACGAAAGAAUUAACUUUAAACCUUUGAAACUUGAGUUUUUUUGAUAUUGUUAAAUGAAUCACAGUAUUUUUUGCCAAUAAUUAAAAAAAAAAUGGCACAUAGCAGGAAAUUGGUAAAAGAAUAGAGGUGGCACAUUAAAAAGAGACAAGUUUGUAAAUCCAAAUGAAAAUUUAAAGUUUUACAUUUGGAUUUACAAACUUUUUUUCAAACUCUUUUCAGAAAAUUAAAGAAUAAGGUUGUUGAUAUUUCAUAUUUUCUUAUUGUCAAUGAAUCCCAUAAAGAAGGUCUCUGGCGCUCAAGGACUUCAGGUUGCAAAUACAUAGUUAUAUUUAUAUUUAUAAGCUAAAUAAUUUCCUAAAACAGCUGGGCACCGUAGUUUGUAAUGAAUGAUAAUUAAACGGGAGUUUAUAGUGCAUUUGUGUUAACGCCUCUGGGAUAAACUGAGACUCGCUUCAAGGUCUCAGUCCAGCACAGGUGAACAAUAGCAGGCAGGGAGCAGGCAAAAAUCCAAAAACCACGAAGCAAAGCAGGGGAGCAAUACAUGACGCAAACACAGGGAGAAAGCUGGAAAGUGAUGCACACACAAGGAGAUACAAGACAAUCUGGCAGAGAAGAAAGGGGAGCAGGUGCAGCAUAUAAACAAGAACAGCAGGGGCAGGCAAGCAGGUGGGGACCAGGUGAGGAUGAUCAAGGAGGCGGGAAACACAAGAAGGCAGGAGGGCAGAGUUGACGCGACAGAGAAGGUGAGAGCACAAAGUAAAACCAGAAACCAGACAAUAAAACAACAACAAGAUCAUACAAUUUGUUGGGGACUAUUUUCAGCUGCGGAUGAAUAAAAAUAAACAACCCAUUGUACCCAUGUUCGUAGUCAUGAAGGAACAUGUCAGCCAGUGUUGGUGUGUUGGAACUGCUUUCUGGAAAGCGUUGGAGGUGCACUACAUAGCACAGAGGAAUAAACUGUGUCAGGCCUCGGCUACACAGACAACACUUGUUAGUGGGAUCAGUUAAUUGCUUUGGUCUUGUUAUUCAAUUUAUUGACAACAAGAAAAAAUAGAAAAUAUCCUUUAAGCACAUUAUUAAACCUGUUUACAAACUUCAUUUACUUAGGUCUCAAUAAAUCUAUUUUUAAUACAUCUGUUUGCCAAUUAUCUAUAAAUCGAUUAAGCUCUUUGCUUUAUUAACUUUUGCAUCUUUGUCUAGGUCCUCCAUACUGUACACACUCUUCCUCAUGGAUCCAACUUCACCAGUGCAGUUUAAAUCCCCAUUUUCAUCUCUUCUGUCUUUAUUAGACAUGAAAAUGCAUGAUGGUGAACUGUCGUGAAAAUAUUUAUAAUAAGAACUGCCUUGUGUUUGGGCAUAAACAAACAAUAUCAGGUAAAUGAUUUGUCAGCGUUCGGUUUAUAAUGAUACUUUUGUAACUUUGACUCAAUGAUAAUGAUUCAGAUGAUGAUAAUGAUUUGUUUUAUCCUCUGUGUUCCCUGCAUGCUACCUCAGUUACACUGUCUAAAUGUGGCUCUACAAUACUUUUAGUUCUGCUUUUAAAUAUGCAUGAUGACUAAUGGUAAACCUCAACAGAGCUCCAGUGGCACAUGCUGUUUCCUGUGUGUAUAUAAUAAAUGUGUUUAACGUGGUCACAUCACUGUAAUUGGUGUCCCGAUGCAUCAGUGGGACAUGUACGCCUGCAAGAAACAGAGCUACUGCCUCGCCCAGUGUUUAUUAUUUGUACUUUCUGUCAUCUGUCACUGUACCAUAAAUGAUCUGUCACUGUUGCCAAAUAAUGUUUAGUCACCGAUCUAUUUUCUCUAGUCUUUAUCUUGUAUAUAUAACACUGCCAGCCAUGUGAAAAAUGAUUAUCAAUAAAAUUCAAAAACCUUAA
Messenger RNA from Seriola aureovittata, 4093 nucleotides. RefSeq names its product WD40 repeat-containing protein SMU1-like. The transcript is spliced from 12 exons. Gene Ontology annotation, biological process: mRNA splicing, via spliceosome. The record is from RefSeq and is a predicted model, not a curated record. Gene Ontology annotation, molecular function: protein binding. The coding region runs from base 301 to 1836 and encodes 511 amino acids. NCBI's taxonomy places the organism in Eukaryota, Metazoa, Chordata, Actinopteri, Carangiformes, Carangidae. Gene Ontology annotation, cellular component: precatalytic spliceosome.